AUGGCCAUGGACCCCCCUGCUCUGAAGUUCCCUGUUGGACCUCCCUUGAUCACUCCAUCCGCGUCUCCGCCACCUGUUGAUGGCUCCAGGGACGUCUCUUAUCCGCCUCGCAUGUCUGAUAGCGUUCCACCUGCAAAACGACAACGACUGUUUUCGACACCACGACGAACGCUCCCAGACAUACAUUCACACUCCAGUUCACGACCGCAGACUCCAAUUGACAUAGAUAAGGAACGAGAAGCAUCGAAGCACCGUUUGCUGGAUGUCUGGGCCAGUCUCGCAGAACGCUACACCCGCAGGCUCGACGAGGACGACAUUGUGGACAUCCAUACUGGCGAAAUCACGAGGGAUAAUGGUGUCCUUCGAAAUUCCCGCAAAUACGAUUUCGGAGAUUUUGCCACAGCUUCCGGCACAGGCUAUGAGGAUAGUGAACUGGAAGAAGAGGAUGAUGAAUACGACCUUGAUGAACUGGAUGCUUUUGCUGAAACUUCCUCGGAGCCCUACGACGUCGACGAUCAAGAUGACUCGGAGCUGAAAGCUGGGGGAAUAGCCGUGCCACCAGUCACACCUUUGAAUCCAGCGGAUGCCGAAGACUUGCGCCAAUUUCUGGCUGCUGAGAGGCAGCGAAAGGAAAUUUGUGGCAGCGAUGUUGAUGAGGAUGAGGGGAGUUCCUUGACAAGGCUCGAUGUGGACGCUGAAACAGAAGAAGAGGACUUGACGAAGGAAAUGGAGGACGAAGAGGGAACUAGCUGCGCACCGGAGAUGCAGGAUGAAGCAGAAAAUAACGACGCGGGAGGGGACCAAGAAGAGGACGAGGAAAAUAUAGCAGAAUUCUCAGACUAUGGAGCCGCUCUUGUUGGAUUUUCGGAGGACGAAUUGGACAACUGGGAUAUUGGAGAAGGUGGCGCUGUUCAUCCUGGGUCGAAGGAAGAGACAGACAGUGGAGACAGUGACAUCGAGAUCAUCGAACCUCCAAUUAUUCGGACAGCACGUAGCCCCAAUACGUCGACGUCGACGUCGCGUACUUCAGUGCCAAAGACAAACACCCAGCCUCACCAUGCCCUUUCAACUCCACGGAAGGUUCCACAGCAACUGCACACCCCACCGAGAUCUCAAUCUUCCACAAGUCUUUCCGUUCCUCCAUCCGAGGAAAGGUUCAUAGACUUGUCGUUAGACUCUCCUCCAGUGUCAACUUCUCGCACAACGUCUCGAACUCAGCAGUUAUCCUCACCAACAAAACAUCAACGCGGUAGUGGUGUUGCACGGCCGGCAGCUCAACUCCCCGCGUUGCAAGUCCGGAAAGGCGCUUUCGAACCGCCUCCACGCAAGUUGGAUUUGACGCAGCUCUCCAAAGGAAAGCCUGCUCGGUCUUCACCUUUGAAAACCUCCUUUUCAUUUUCUGAGAGUCAAGAAGAAGAAUCAGGCGCGCUACAAGAAUCUACCGAACGUCCUAGAAAACUAAAACCUUUCAUCCUCUUGACUACGAGAAAAAUUAGCAAUUCGACGAAGACGAUAUCGGCGUCAAAACCAUCCAAACCACCUGACAAUGAAGCAGGUUCCGGAAACGACGACAGCGAGUGCAAUGAGUCAGUCAACGCGUCCGCGUCGCCCAAGAAAAGAGGUCGCCCAAAAAAGCAGUCGCAGAGUAGCUCCAGAUCUCAACGAAGUUCCUCGAAAGACCCACCUUUGUAUGACAAACACGACGUCAAAUCACGAAAGGCCCGAUAUACAUCUGCAAAUGAAGAUAGCGAUGAUCCUGUCAAUCCUCCAUCCUCGUCCCCGCCUGUUAAGCAUUCGAUUCGUUAUGCCGAUAACGACAGUUUCGUUUCUGCCUCUGCCUCCACGCCCAGUAGAAGCAAAAAGACCAUGGCCUCGAAAGAGAUAGAUUCAUCUAUCUCAAGAAAGAGGAAACGAACUCUAUCGGACGUGCAAAUGGAAUCUCCAACAAGACCAGUAGCGACUGAGCAGCCCAAAGACAGACGUUCGCAGCCGUGCGAUGCCCACAAUCAAGCCUUGAGCUCGCGUUCAGCCGUCGAAGAUGUCAGAUCUAAAGAACCAGUGCCCGCGAAGCGAUCGGCAUCCCGAAAGCGGCAUUCCAAGCAAGAAUCGCAAUCAAACUCAAGUUCAGAAAGUGGCUCGGACAGCAGUUCCACGGAGAAGAAACGUCGACAUCGCAAGCGUUCCGACUCUAGAUCUCGCGCCUCUGCGGCGCCUCACUAUCCUUACCCCCCUGGCGUUUAUGGCACUCUACCUCACCCAGUACAUCCGCCAUAUGCCCCAAUCCCAGAUCCCCGUGCUCAAUUUAUCAUAACGCAGGCGAUGCAACAAUUAUCUGCUUUAGUUGGCUCGCCGUGGCCUCCGCCUCAUUAUGGCGAUGGUUCUAUACCACAUACGCCAUCUCGUCGGAAAGGCAAGCGUGCCUCCAGCGUUGCAUACACAACUCCUCCACACCAUCCUCACCCGUACCCCUACGUUUACGAUCCUAAUUUCUCCCAUGCGACCUUGCCACCUGAAUCCGAAUCGUCCGAAUCCGAAUCUCCAGAGCCAUCAAGUAGUGGGCGACGGAAAUCCUUGGUGAAGAGGAGUCGAUCUCGCGGCAGGCGAGUGUCGUUCAAGGUUGAAGACGAAGUUCAAAGUCCCGUGGAUGUCUCUUCGAGUCCUCUUGGCAAGCGUCCCUCGAAAGGUCGUUUGAAGAAUGCACCGGGAGAGGACGAGCGGCCGCCAAAGUCGAUGAAGAGGAAAGGGAAGGGGAAAGCGAAAGAGGAGGAGGAAUAUUCCUCAGAUGCGCCUGACUCGGACAUUGAAGUCAGAGGUAGAGCCUUCGUCAGAGGGCAGACCCCUGGUCCAAGUUCGAGCGAUGCUCAGAAACGAGAACGAUGA
Molecule: messenger RNA, 2880 nt
Organism: Cyclocybe aegerita
Lineage: Eukaryota; Fungi; Basidiomycota; Agaricomycetes; Agaricales; Hemipholiotaceae
Source: the annotation of a GenBank genome assembly